UGUCCUUUUGAAUAAUGUAGCGAUAGAGGCAAGCUACCCUCUACGCACAGAAUCUUAUAAAGCUAUCAUCUCUGCGGAAUAUUACACAAUUAAGAGUGUAGCAUCAUCUCAAAAUAUACUCUCUUUCUUUCUAUCUCAGUCUACUUUAUUUUUAUUUGCAGGAUUUUGUCACGAAAUCUGGUUUUUAAGUCUCCAUGAUGCCUCACCAAAACGGGAUUCCCCCACUAGUGACUGCACUGAAAUCUUCAGCCGAAAAAAAUGCAGCGAGUUUUCACUUUCCUGGACACAACAGAGGGCGUGCUGCACCUGCUUCCAUGACUGCGCUCAUUGGAAGAAAACCCUUUGUUCAUGACUUGCCUGUGCUUCCAGAACUUGACUAUCUCUUUUCUCCCAACGGUCCCAUUUUAGAAGCACAGCUUGAAGCAGCAAAGCUCUUUGGAUCCUCACACACAUGGUUUCUUGUCGGUGGUACAACUUCUGGAAUCCAGGCAGCCAUAAUGGCAACAUGUUCUCCUGGGGAUGUUCUCAUCCUUCCAAGGAAUUCUCAUGUAUCAGCUAUAUCUGCAUUGGUAUUAUCUGGUGCAGUGCCUAAGUACAUCAUUCCUCACUUUCACAAUGAUUGGGACAUUGCUGCUGCUAUCACUCCAUCUCAGGUAUUGCAAGCUAUCCGGGAAGUAGAAAUGGAAGGGAAAAAAGCAGCAGCAGUGUUCAUCACUUCACCAACUUAUCAUGGUCUUUGCAGUGACUUGAGCAGGAUUUCUGAGCUGUGUCACUCUCAUAAAAUCCCUUUGAUUGUUGAUGAAGCCCAUGGCGCACAUUUUGCAUUUCAUUCUAAACUGCCUAAGUCAGCUCUCCAGCAAGGUGCUGAUCUGGUCGUGCAGUCCACUCACAAAGUUUUAUGCUCUCUUACACAGUCAUCCAUGCUGCACAUGUCAGGCAACAUUGUAGACAAGGACAGAGUUUCUGCAUGUCUCCGAACUCUCCAAACCACAAGCCCUAGUUUUCUGCUUCUGGCAUCCCUUGAUGCUGCUAGAGCUCAACUCAGUGAGAACCCUGAUACAGUAUUCCGCCAAGCAAUUGCAUUAGCCGAUGAAACAAAAUCUGUGCUAAAACAAAUACCUGGUAUCUCAGUACUUGAUAAUUCAAGCUUCCCAGCCUCUCCUGCAGUUGAUCCAUUGCGUCUCACUGUAGGGUUUUGGAAUCUUGGUUUAUCAGGUUCUGAAGCAGACAAAAUCUUAUACAAGGAUUAUGAUGUUAUCUGUGAAAUAUUUGGGAAUAGAUCAAUAACUUAUGCACUUAAUCUUGGGACUUGUAGGGAGCAUGUCCACAGGCUUGUGUUGGGUAUUAAGCGUUUGGCUGCAACAUAUGGUUCCAUUCCAAAAGCAGAGAAGAAAGUGGUGAAUGUUCAUGCACCCUUUGAUGAUGUAAUAAUGAGUAUGAUCCCUAGAGAUGCGUUUUUUGCAAGUAAAAGAAAAGUGGCAAUAAGAGAGAGCAUUGGUGAGGUUGCAGGGGAGAUUAUAUGUCCCUACCCUCCUGGUGUACCAAUAUUGAUCCCUGGUGAGGUUGUAACUGAAAACAUUGUUGAUUAUCUGCUUCUUGUUACAAGUAAAGGCGCUGAAGUUAAUGGGGCAUCUGACUCUUCGCUUUCUUCGAUAGUUGUCUGCGGUAAAUUAGCAGCUGGGAAGGAGCACCCUUAAGCGAAAACUUCCAAAGUGGUGCUGGUCUGUGUUAGUGUACAAUGAUUUUCAUAGCUGAAGAAAUUUUCUAGCAUUGAGCAACCACUAUUGAGGGGCUAAAUAUACUACCCUCAUCUUUAACUAUGAGAUUCUUUGGAGAAAUUUGUCUGUGUUUUAUAAGAUUUUUCUUUUCAUAAA
Vigna angularis (adzuki bean) is the source of this 1874-nucleotide messenger RNA. RefSeq lists its product as uncharacterized. Gene Ontology annotation, molecular function: catalytic activity. The record is from RefSeq and is a predicted model, not a curated record. Bases 195 to 1697 code for a protein of 500 amino acids. The transcript is spliced from 2 exons. NCBI's taxonomy places the organism in Eukaryota, Viridiplantae, Streptophyta, Magnoliopsida, Fabales, Fabaceae.